Molecule: messenger RNA, 864 nt
Organism: Saccharomyces mikatae IFO 1815
Lineage: Eukaryota; Fungi; Ascomycota; Saccharomycetes; Saccharomycetales; Saccharomycetaceae
Gene: IPP1
Product: inorganic diphosphatase IPP1
Exons: 1
Coding region: 1-864 (287 amino acids)
Biological process (GO): phosphate-containing compound metabolic process
Cellular component (GO): cytoplasm; nucleus
Molecular function (GO): magnesium ion binding; inorganic diphosphate phosphatase activity
Source: RefSeq, a predicted model, not a curated record
AUGACUUACACCACUAGACAAAUUGGUGCCAAGAACACAUUGGAAUACAAAGUUUACAUUGAAAAGGAUGGGAAGCCAGUUUCUGCCUUCCACGACAUUCCUUUGUACGCUGACAAGGAAAACAACAUUUUCAACAUGGUUGUUGAAAUUCCACGUUGGACCAACGCCAAAUUAGAAAUCACCAAGGAAGAAUCUUUAAACCCAAUUAUCCAAGACACCAAGAAAGGUAAGUUAAGAUUCGUUAGAAACUGUUUCCCUCACCAUGGUUACAUUCACAACUAUGGUGCUUUCCCACAAACCUGGGAAGAUCCAAACGUAAGCCACCCAGAAACGAAAGCAGUUGGUGACAAUGAUCCAAUCGAUGUAUUGGAAAUUGGUGAAACCAUUGCUUACACAGGCCAAGUUAAGCAAGUUAAGGCUUUGGGUGUCAUGGCUUUAUUGGAUGAAGGGGAAACCGACUGGAAGGUCAUUGCUAUUGAUGUUAACGAUCCAUUAGCUCCAAAGUUGAAUGACAUUGAGGAUGUCGAGAAGUAUUUCCCAGGUCUAUUGAGAGCUACCAACGAAUGGUUCAGAAUCUACAAAAUCCCAGAUGGUAAGCCAGAAAACCAAUUUGCCUUCUCCGGUGAAGCUAAGAACAAGAAGUAUGCUUUGGACAUUAUCAAAGAAACUCACGACUCCUGGAAACAAUUAAUUGCUGGUAAGUCUUCUGACAACAAGGGUAUCGAUUUGACUAAUGUUACCUUGCCUGAUACCCCAACUUACUCCACAACUGCCUCCGAUGUCGUUCCACCAGCUUCUCCAGAAGCUGAUGCUCCAAUCGACAAAUCAAUUGACAAGUGGUUUUUCAUCUCCGGCUCUGUUUAA